AUGGGGGAAAGAAAAGGGAUAUGUGUUAACAUUAACCAAUCAUUAGGAACAUUUCUUUUGAAGUCGCCGGAUGUAUUUUCCAUAACUGAAGCUGCACUAGAACAAGGAUACAGGCUAAUUGACACAGCAGCAGUGUAUAAAAAUGAGUCUGCUAUUGGUGAAGUUUUAAGAAAGGUGAACUCUAAAAAUAUUUUAAGGAGUGAUGUUUUUAUUACUAGCAAAUUAGGUCCUGCAUAUCAAGGUACUGAGAAAGCAGCAGUAGCUGCAUCAUUAUCAUUAGAAGCACUCCAACUGAGUCACCUUGAUUUGUAUUUAAUCCACUGGCCUGGCUCUUCGGGAAUGAAGCCAGACAACCCCCUCAACGCAGAACUUCGAAAACAGACUUGGCUACAGUUGGAGAUUCUCUAUAACGAAGGCAAAUUUAAGGCUAUAGGAAUAUCUAACUAUACAAUUGCUCAUAUACAAGAGUUACUACAGUAUUGUUCAGUAGUCCCUGCUGUUUUACAGAUAGAGGUUCAUCCGUAUCUCACUCAGACUGCCAUUAGGAAAUUCUGUGUGGAUAAUGGAAUUCACGUUCAAGCAUAUUCUUCAAUUGGGUCCAAAUCAGGAUGUAGUGAACUUCUGUCUGAUUCAACUGUGAUGGAAAUAGCUGAGCACCAUGGCAAAACACCUGCUCAAGUCCUUUUAAGAUGGGCAAUAGAACAUGGAAUGAGUGUUAUACCGAAAACUUCCAAUUUAGGAAGGCUGAAAGAAAAUAUGAAUAUAUUUGAUUUUUCAUUGUCUUCGGCUGAAGUUCAAAGGUUGGAUAAUCUAAAUAGAGAUGAACAUUUUUGUUGGAAUCCAAAAGGUGUCAAGUAAACUUUAUAGAUAUAUUUUUAAGAAGCUAAAAUUAAAGGGACAUUUUUAAUGAACAAUUUUACUGAAUAAUUGAAGAUUGUACAUUGUGCUUUUCUUUGUGAUUUAA
This is a messenger RNA of Uloborus diversus, 964 nucleotides long. Its product is annotated as glyoxal reductase-like. Lineage: Eukaryota; Metazoa; Arthropoda; Arachnida; Araneae; Uloboridae. The record is from RefSeq and is a predicted model, not a curated record. The coding region runs from base 1 to 858 and encodes 285 amino acids. The transcript is spliced from 9 exons. Gene Ontology annotation, molecular function: oxidoreductase activity.